GGAGCCUCGACCAUUUUUAACUUCGACUUGUCCUAGUUCAAAACUUGUGAUAAGGUAUUGAUUAGGCUGCAAAUUGUAGUGGGCGGGGCAGCAUAGCCUCCGCGCGACUGAUUAUUUCCUCUUCAGUGCAGGAAUAUCCCUUUCCUUCAACGCUUGCUCAGUCCGAAGACUCUCUUCCGCAAUAACAUAGUUUCUAUUCUCCAGCAGCAUUUACCGUGCUCAGAUAGCCCAAAUCAAUGGAGGCUGUUGGAUCCGCAUCAGCAAUCAUUGGGAUUGCAACAACCGGGAUUCAAUGCUCCAUCAAGCUACUUACGUUUGCGGACCAAAUCAAGUCCGCCCCGGAUGAGAUCACAAAUAUUGCUGAGGAUAUCUCAGUUAAUGCUAGUAUUUUGCAGCAGUUGGGUGGACUAGCUGACGAGGCGCUGUUUCACACACAAGCAGCACCAGAUACCAGCACCAACAACAGCAUCAGCAAUGGAAAGGCACGGAUGGUCAACCCUGAGGCCAUUGAUUAUAGCGAUACGGAAGGCCAUAAGCCACAGAACGGAAUAUUUAACGCAGCCGGCUUUGCGAUCGUCAUGAAUCUCGCUUCAAAAUGUAACGCUAUCUUCGAAAGGCUCGAAGAAGGACUGAGGAAGGCGAGUAAGCAGCUGAGGGCAAAUCCUCAUAGCAAGGAUCCCAUCAGACUUAGUCCAGCGGAAAUGGUGAAAUGGCCGUUUGUCAAGCCGCAAAUGGACGCCAUGAGGGCAGAACUACGCAAUGCAAAGGGGACUCUGAUGCUCAUGCUUCAAGUUGCGAUGCUACGCUACUCGAAGAAGGUCAUGGAAGGACAUGCCACGAGAACAAGCCUGAUCGCAUAUUCCCAAGAAGAUCUGUAUUUGCUGAAAAGAUCAAUCGUAGCUGCGGAGAGAGCUCGAAUUGACAUCGCGAAACAACGAGAUGAUACUUGGGCUAAAAAUCGAGCCGCUAGUGUGACCGAGAGGGACAACGUCGAUGAGAACUUCCAACCUGCGGAGAUCACCACUACGCGACGACCUCCCAGUCCGGGAAACCAUGCUAGUCAGGGACUGCCACAGAUACUGUCCGUUGAAGUCAAGGAUUUGAACUGCCAGCCCCAUGGAGAUAUUGGUUUCGGUUCUGCACUUAUAGAACCAGGUGAAGCAGACAGAGCGAAAGCUGCAGAGGGCGAUACCGGUAAUCCGACCAAGACUGAUCCGGUCAACGAGAGAUCUGGGUGUGAUCUUCACUCUGUCUACUACUCUUCUGAAUACAUCAACAGAUCAUCUAUGGCAUCUAUCAGCUUAGCCACGGAUGCGCCACUCGGUGUAUACUUAUUAACACUCAAGCUUCAGAUAGCGCAUGGGAAGCACCACGUGCAGUACCGAGUCCGGCGUGUGAAGAUCCCACGCCAGGAUAUUGACUCCCAGAUAGAUCAGUGGAAGAAAUCAUCUAAUAGUACAGUACUCAAUCAGCUUCUUGCUCUAUCGGCCGAUGAACAACAGGCACUAGAUGCACUCAAUCUUGAUGGUGACCAUGACAACAUCACGGGCACCGACGCAAUCGAAUGGAUACAUUUCGGCAAGCUCUUGCCUGUUGACGGAUUUGAUGACAUUCGAGCAAGAAGUAUCACGUUCAUCCUGAGGCUGAAGCACCCAUUUACCACGAUUAAAGGAACAGAAACGAAGUCUAAGGUCGCGAAAAUCCAACAGGACAUUAUAACCGACGCCAGAGUACAUCGCCACCGUAUUUCCCCCGAGAGUCUUAGUGCCUUUAGUUUACGUUGGAAGUGGGAUGAGGUAAGUAUCAACUUCAUCAACUCACAUAGUUACGUCUUAUGAUUCUUCAAUAAUCUUACUAGAUUGAUUACGACUAUAUGCUCAUCAACAAAUCUAUCUUCGAUCACUUCGAAGAGGAUUUAUUGGCGCACACGCGACGGCUCAGGAAUGAGACGUAUAUAGCUCAGCCUGGCAGCGAUCUAAAGGAGCUUGAGCUUGACGACCGAAAAAGAUAUAGUUGUACCGGGCUUUUGCUCCAGAUCAAAGGUUUGCUGAAAGCUAUCAGGCCCAGACCCAGACUCAAAUCCAACGGUUCUAGAAUUUCGCCUGGUAAUGUGCGGGGGAAAAGAUAUUAUGGAGGGUAUCAGGGAGUGGCAG
Molecule: messenger RNA, 2153 nt
Organism: Aspergillus costaricaensis CBS 115574
Lineage: Eukaryota; Fungi; Ascomycota; Eurotiomycetes; Eurotiales; Aspergillaceae
Exons: 5
Coding region: 237-1838 (533 amino acids)
Source: RefSeq, a predicted model, not a curated record